AUGACUACAAUGGAAACAUUAGGAAGCCUUCGUCCCGAGACAAAACAGUUCUUGGAUAUCUGCAAUCAAUACAUGAAAUGUCGCGAACUCAUGGAUGCCAAGUAUCAGGAGCAUCAAAAAGAAAAUGCUGCUGCUGUUAGUGCUAGCGAAAAAUCAUCCGACGUUUACUACUACUACUACUACUACUACUACUACUACAAAAGCGAGUUUCAGCAGCAAGCAAUCGAUGGUACACCUGUCAAAUCCUUGGCGGAACUCUAUGAGGCUGCCGAACAGGCCUUGCCUGUCUUUAGAGCAACCUUGGAGAGAAUUGUACAAAAAGUCGAAGCAACCAAUUCACUACUACAAGACAAUAAGAACAAAGAAGAAGAAGGGAAAAUUGCCAAAGUCACCAUGGCUCCAUUGAAAGGCCGAAAUCGAGCACAAGAAAAAGCAGAGGAUGACUACAUGGAUCGUGUUCCUGGUUCCGAAGUGACGUGGCUGUACGAUGUUUGCCGAGCCAGCAUGGAAUUCAACUCUGCGGAACAGCUCAUUGCUUGUGUUGACAUCAUUCAGAAGGAUCCUUCCAUUAACAUUGUCAAGGCGAAGAAUCGCUUUCAAAAUCCGACGCUGACGGGGUAUCGAGACAUCAAUAUUUGCAUCCAACUGGAUUGUUCUUGUAGUUCGGAACAACAACAACAAUAA
Molecule: messenger RNA, 684 nt
Organism: Cylindrotheca closterium
Lineage: Eukaryota; Bacillariophyta; Bacillariophyceae; Bacillariales; Bacillariaceae
Source: the annotation of a GenBank genome assembly